AUUUUCAUUUCAAUUAAUAAGCAGAUUGAGAACUCGACAUAUUUUCUCAUUUCAAAGCUAUUAUUAUUAUUAUUAUUAGCCCACAAGAAAAGGAAAAAAAAUGAACUCGAGUAAAAGUGAACGAGAUGCAGAAAUAAAAGCAUUUGAUGAAACAAAAUUAGGAGUGAAGGGAGUCGCAGAUACUGGUGUUUCAACCAUUCCCUCUUUUUUCAUUGACCCAACUAUUAUUACACCCACUUCUCAGUCUGAUUAUGCUGUCUGUAGUAUCCCAAUCAUUGAUCUUAGCGCCGCCGCCGCAGUCGAGAAGAUUCGAGAAGCAUCUGAGGAAUGGGGUUUUUUUCAAGUGGUGAAUCAUGGGAUUCCUGACACUGUUUUAGAAGAGAUAUUGAAAGGAGUAAGAGAGUUUUUUGAGGAAGAUGAUGAAAUGAAGAAAAGUUACUAUUCUAGGGAUUAUGAGAAUAAAACGUUUGUUUAUAAUAGUAAUAUUAAUUUGUAUAAAGGAAAGACUGCUAAUUGGAGAGAUUCUUUUGGUGUUAUGAUGGCUCCUUAUCCUCCUCUUCCUCAUCAAUUGCCUACCCCAUGCAGGGAAAUACUAAUAGAGUACUCAAAGCAAGUGAUGAAGGUGGGAAAAGUGUUGUUUGAGCUACUAUCUGAGGCACUUGGAUUGGAAGCAAAGCACUUAAAUGAAAUAGGUUGUAGUGAAGGGCUAAAUGUUAUGGGUCAUUAUUAUCCAGCUUGUCCACAACCAGAAUUAACACUGGGAACCUCAAAACAUGCUGACAAUGUCUUCUUAACUCUGCUAUUGCAAGACCAAAUUGGUGGUCUUCAAGUUCUUCAUCACAAUCGUUGGGUUGAUGUUCCUCCCACUCCUGGAGCUUUAGUGGUUAACAUAGGGGACCUUUUACAGUUGAUAACAAAUGAUAAAUAUAAAAGCGUGGAACACAGAGUAUUAGCCAACAAAAGGGGUCCAAGAAUAUCUGUGGCAUCAUUUUUCUCGACAUUUUUACUUGAGACAUCUAGAAAGUAUGGACCUAUCAAAGAAUUAUUAUCGGAAUCAAAUCCGCCAAAGUAUCGUGAGACCACAGUGAAAGAAUGUAGUGCCUACUUCAUAAAUAACGGGCUUAAUGGUGGCUCAGCUCGUGAACAUUUCAGACUCUGAUUGACAUAUUCUUCCGUAUAUGUACCUCAUACAUGAUGCAAGAGCAUGCGGCAUUUCAUCUUUUAGAGAAUCCUAAUUCUAUUAGGAUUUUUCAUAGUAUCCUAGUUCUAUUAAGAUUUCUCAUAGUAUCCUAGUUCUUUAAGGUUUCUAUUUAUGUACGGUAGUAUUUUGAUUAGUAGUAUUAGCAGUAUUUUACUUACAAGUUUUUACUACUCUAUUUAAAAUAUGUUUUUCUUGUUUUA
Beta vulgaris subsp. vulgaris (sugar beet) is the source of this 1401-nucleotide messenger RNA. RefSeq names its product 1-aminocyclopropane-1-carboxylate oxidase homolog 1. The transcript has 3 exons. The record is from RefSeq and is a predicted model, not a curated record. The coding region runs from base 101 to 1159 and encodes 352 amino acids. Lineage: Eukaryota; Viridiplantae; Streptophyta; Magnoliopsida; Caryophyllales; Amaranthaceae.